UAUUCCAGCAAACAAAGAGAAACUGGCUUAUGCUGCUCUUUCUUCACUUAUGUAUACAUUGAAACAAUUCUUCAAACCUAAUCAAUCUUUGGUUUGUCAAUGUUGUACACAACAACAUGUCGAAUCUCUCUAUCAAAAUCUUUCUGCUCUGCAAGAUUUCCUUGACGAUACUGCAAAGGAUAUUGAAACUCUUAAGGUUGUAGAAAAAAGAAUCAGGAAUGUAGUAUACAAAGCGGAAGAUAGAGUUGAUUCAAGUCUAAGAAACAUCCUUCUAACAGAUCAUGAGGACAAGCGGCAAAAGGCUUGUAGAUUCUUUUAUGAAGAUUUGUUGAAAGUUGAAGAACAAGUUUAUUUUCUCAACAAAGAGGUGAUGGUGAUGGUGAUCGAUGUUAACAAGCAUGGAAGCAAAUCUGCAGAAUUAGCAACAACUCCCUCCUCACCAGACAAAAGUACAGUUGAGGAAAAUACCAUAAUUGGGAUGGAGCAUGACUUCAACACCAUACAUGAUCGCCUCAUUUCCCAAACAUACGAGUUAACUGUCAUACCAAUUUUUGGUAUGGGCGGUAUAGGUAAGACAACUCUUGUCAGAAAACUUUAUGAUGAUUCAUUUAUUCGUUCUCGAUUUGAUAAACAUGCAUGGUUCACUAUCUCUGAAGAAUACAAUGAGAGACAAAUGCUUCUUAAAAUUGUCUCUUCAAUUACUGGAAGCAAUCAGGAAAUGAGUAAUGAUCAACUAAUGGAGACAGUGUAUAGAGGUCUUAAGUGUAGGAGAUUUCUAAUUGUCAUAGAUGAUAUUUGGAGUACUGAGGCAUGGGACCAAAUGCAAAGAAUAUUUCCAAAUGAUGACAAUAGAAGCCGAAUUCUAUUAACCACUCGGCUCAAGUAUGUUGCUAAUUAUGUCAGUUGUCCUGAUUCUCCGCCUCAUAGUAAGUCUUUUCUAAGUCUAGAAGAUAGCUGGAAUCUAUUCACUGAAAAAUUAUUCAAAAAAGAUCCAUGUCCUACUAUAUUAAAAGAAACAGGGAAGCAUAUUGUAAAACAGUGUCGAGGAUUAGCUCUCUCGGUUGUCGUUGUUGCUGGACUUCUUGGAAAAAUGGACCAGACACAAGAUAAUUGGAAGAAGGUUGAGGAAAAUUUGAACUCAUUCCUUGGUACGGUAUCCGAACAGUGCCAAUCAAUUCUUUCUUUCAGCUACAGUUACUUGCCCCAAUAUUUGAGGUCUUGUUUUCUGUAUGUUGGAGGCUUUCCAGAAGACAUGGAGAUUAACGUUUCCAAGUUGAUCAGGUUAUGGAUUGCCGAGCAAUUCGUAAAGGCAAGAAGCAAUAAAAGGUUAGAAGUUGUGGCAGAGGGGUAUCUCGAAGAGUUAAUUGAUAGAAGUCUAAUUUUGGCUGGUAAACAAAGGGCUAAUGGAAGGAUGAAAACUUGCAAAAUUCACGAUCUUCUUCGCCAACUAUGCCUAAGAGAAGCUCAUACUGAAAAUGUUGUGCAUUUCAUGAAUGAGAAUGUUCUCAUGUCCUCAGAAGGCAUAUAUGAGCAACGGCGAGUGAUCGUUCCAUCUAAACUUCUACAUCCGAGAUUUUAUCCUACAAGGCAUAGCAGUGGUAUUACAAGUAUAACCCGCACCUUUAUUACAACAAAAGAUAAUUAUUUUAAAAGGCAAACAAGUUCCAUUGUUUCACAGUUCAAGUUGCUUAAGGUGUUAGACGUAUUAUCAGUCAAGAAAGAUUUCUGUUGUGUAAUACCUCAGCUUGUACAUUUGAGGUAUGUUGCUGCAAAUAUUAACAAAGCUCUUUCACUAGCUAAAUUGAGAAAUCUAGAAACCAUAAUUCUUGUAACUCUUGAACCGACGACUCUGAAACAGCCACUGGAUAUCUGGAGAAUGACAGAGAUAAGACAUUUGGAUAUUAGAUGGCCACUAUAUAUAUGUAAUCCUCUUCUGGUAGAAAAUCAUAUGACAUUAUAUAUAUCUGAUCCUCUUGAAUUAGAACAACCUUUGUUUCUCAAUAACUUACAAACACUUCAUCUCCAUAACUCCUCUUUUGUUUCCGAAAUCAUAAGAAGAACUCCCAAUCUAAAAAAGCUAAAGAUUUUGCACAGUUAUGAUAAUCCUUACUGGCAUGAUUUUCUUUAUGCUCUAAUUCUUCUCGAGGAGCUGGAGACGCUACACAUAAAGCUCGGUUUCCUAUACACAGAUCCGGAGACCUUUGACGUGAUGAUUUUCUCCGGGUAUAAUUUCCCUCUUAAUCUCAAAAAGUUGACAUUAUCACUUACUAGAUUACCAUGGGAUGUUAUGAAUUUGUUGGCAAAUUUACCAAACCUUGAGGUGCUCAAAGCGGAUAAUGCAUUCCAUGGAACAGAUUGGAAACUAGACGAAGAUGUUGUGUUUAACAAAUUAAAAUAUCUACAAAUUAAAUCUGGAUGGCUGGUAAGGUGGGAAGCAGGUAGUAAUAAUUUUCCAAUGCUUGAGAAACUAUUACUGUAUGGGUUGAAUGAAUUGGAAGAGAUUCCUGAGAGUAUUGGAGAAAUAAUGACACUAAAAUUGAUCCAAAUACACUGUUACGGAGAGAAGAAUGGCUCUGGUGUAGAGAUUAGUGCAAAAAAAAUUCAAGAAGAGCAAGAAAGCUUGGGAAAUUAUGAGCUUAAAGUUCAAAUUACUUAGUAACAGGAGAGUUAACUUACGCUUCCAGAUAGCAUUUUGAAUCUUUGAUCCUAAAAGGUGUUCUUGAGAGUUUAUGCUUGAAUUUUUUCUUCUUCUUCGU
Molecule: messenger RNA, 2756 nt
Organism: Solanum stenotomum
Lineage: Eukaryota; Viridiplantae; Streptophyta; Magnoliopsida; Solanales; Solanaceae
Product: putative late blight resistance protein homolog R1B-17
Exons: 3
Coding region: 50-2656 (868 amino acids)
Biological process (GO): defense response to other organism
Molecular function (GO): ADP binding
Source: RefSeq, a predicted model, not a curated record